AUGUUAAAUUUGUGAAUACAAUAUGAGCACAAAAUUGCGAAAAUACUUUUCAAUUUUCAUAAGACCACAAAUAUCUUUGCAUACUUCAUAUAUUAUGGAAAAAAACGAAAAGAAGCAAGAUUAUGAAUCUCAAAAAUAUAGGAUUGAAAAGGAUACCAUGGGAGAAAUGAAAGUACCUUUUGAUAAAUAUUAUGGGGCACAAACUGCUAGAUCCUUGCAAAAUUUUCCUAUUGGGGGAACUUCCGAAAUUAUGCCUAUUAAGGUUAUAAGAGCCAUGGCAAUACUUAAAAAAGCAGCUGCUAUUGUUAAUAUUGAUUAUGGACUUGAUCCCAAAAUUUCAAAAGGAAUUCAAAAUGCAGCAGAUGAAAUUAUUCAGGGAAAGUUGGAUACUAAUUUUCCAUUGACUAUAUGGCAAACUGGUUCAGGAACUCAAACUAAUAUGAAUGUCAAUGAAGUCAUUAGUAAUAGGGCUAUUGAAAUGUUGGGAGGGAAAAUGGGCUCUAAGACACCUGUUCAUCCUAAUGACCAUGUUAACAAAAGCCAGAGUUCCAAUGAUACUUUCCCUACUGCUAUGCAUGUCGCCCUUGCCAUCGAUUUAAAUAUGUAUCUCCUUCCUAAUUUACAAAUACUUAAAGAGGCACUUACUAGCAAAAAAGAGGAAUUUAAAGAUAUCAUUAAAAUUGGACGUACGCACGCCCAAGACGCCGUUCCUCUAACCAUUGGACAAGAAUUUAGUGCUUACGAAGCUCAAAUUUCCUUCGGCAUAGAAAGAAUUAAAAAUACACUGCCUCAUUUAUACCUCUUAGCAGCAGGAGGAACAGCUGUUGGGACAGGAUUGAAUACUAAAAUUGGUUUCGCCGAAAAAGUAACCAAGGAAAUCUCCAAUAUCACAGGUCUACCUUUCAAAACUGCACCAAAUAAAUUCGAAGCCCUUGCCUGUAAUGACACGGUCGUUGAAGUCAGCGGCGCCCUAAAUGUCUUAGCUUGUAGCUUCAUGAAAAUAGCGAAUGAUUUGAGAUUUUUGGGUUCCGGUCCCAGGUGCGGCUUCGCCGAACUAAUUUUACCCGAAAAUGAACCUGGAAGCAGUAUAAUGCCUGGCAAAGUGAACCCGACACAAUGUGAAUCGAUGACCAUGAUUGCUUGUCAAAUUAUGGGCAACCACAUAGCCCUAACUGUAGGCGCUUCUAACGGUCAUUUUGAAUUGAAUGUUUUUAAGCCCUUAAUUAUAAGCAACGCUCUAAGAUCCUCUAGACUUCUAUCAGAUUCCGCUUUUACCUUUACUACCCAUUGUUUGACUGGACUCAAAGUUAAUAAAGAAAGGGUAGAAAAGUAUUUAAAGGAAUCUUUAAUGUUAGUCACCGCUCUAAAUCCUCAUAUAGGUUACGAUAAAGCUGCAAAAAUAGCGAAAAUUGCUCAUAGUAAAGGUAUAACUCUUAAGGAGGCGGCUGUCGAUGUAUUGUCUUAUCUUACCCCUCAACAAUACGAUACUUGGGUAGAUCCCAAAAAAAUGCUAGGACCUUCUUAAACUAUAAUUUUAUGAAAUCACGAAAUAGAUAUGUCAAUUUAAGACAAAUAUUAUUUUUUGUUUUUAAUAUUUAUUAUUUUAAUUGAUUUGAAUCGGGAAAAUUUGUUAUAAUAAAAUUUGUUUCUAUUUA
Messenger RNA from Gordionus sp. m RMFG-2023, 1655 nucleotides. Its product is annotated as fumarate hydratase, mitochondrial-like. Gene Ontology annotation, cellular component: tricarboxylic acid cycle heteromeric enzyme complex; mitochondrion. Gene Ontology annotation, molecular function: fumarate hydratase activity. NCBI's taxonomy places the organism in Eukaryota, Metazoa, Nematomorpha, Gordioida, Chordodea, Parachordodidae. The record is from RefSeq and is a predicted model, not a curated record. Gene Ontology annotation, biological process: fumarate metabolic process; malate metabolic process; tricarboxylic acid cycle. The coding region runs from base 23 to 1525 and encodes 500 amino acids. The transcript is spliced from 9 exons.